Molecule: messenger RNA, 498 nt
Organism: Ichthyophthirius multifiliis
Lineage: Eukaryota; Ciliophora; Oligohymenophorea; Hymenostomatida
Exons: 4
Source: RefSeq, a predicted model, not a curated record
AUGGUAGCAAAAGAAUAAUAAAAAGUAUAUAAAGAUAGAUGCAAAUAUGAAACUACUUAAUAAACAGAAACUUAUAGAUAAACUUUAGCAAAAGAAAAAAAAAUACUAGCGGCAAAAACAAAUGCAGAUAUAGAAAAGCUAGAUCCAUAUUUUAACACAAACAAUAAUUAUUUAGGUAUAUUGAAAAAAAAUCCGGAAUCUUAAAGUACAUCAAUUAAUUAAAAACAUCCUUUAGAUCAAUUAGGUGUAAUAGAUUAAAAUUAUUGUUAAAAAUGCAAAAAAGAUGUAGGCUUUUGUUUACAUCAAAAUAAAAACGAUAAUAUUUAUAAUCAUCAGAAUGAUUUAAAAUUCCCAGCUACAAGUUCAUAAUAAUAUGGAUGGAGAUAACCUAUUGAUACCAUGACUUGGGGAUAUGGUAUAUAAGGUACUUUAUAAACAUUUGGAAGUAGUUUAAGAGGUGUUGAAAAAAAAUAAGAAAAAAAAGAAGAAAAAAAAUGA